UUGUCAUGUGAUAUCUUCUUGCAGCUUCUUGUUCCAGGCUGAAGUUAAUGUUAAACAGAUGGGGCUGUGGCUGUAUAUUCUCAUGAUAUUUUUGGGAGGCUUACAAUUUCAGCAGGGCACCGCAGCAGUUCGUACCUUCAGUAUUGAUUAUAAAAAUAACUGCUUCCUCAAGGAUGGAAAUAAGUUUCGUUAUAUCUCAGGCAGCAUCCAUUACUUCCGUAUCCCACCAGCUUAUUGGAAAGACCGACUCCUCAAGAUGUAUAUGAGUGGUCUCAAUGCUGUACAAAUUUAUGUCCCAUGGAAUUAUCAUGAACCAUUGCCUGGAAUUUACAAGUUUUCUGGGGACAGAAACUUGGAAGGAUUCUUGGACUUAGUGGCCCAAUUAGGGCUGUUGGUGAUUUUGCGCCCUGGACCCUACAUCUGUGCUGAAUGGGAUAUGGGUGGCCUUCCAUCUUGGCUGUUGGCAGAACCAAAUAUUAUUCUACGAACAUCUGAUCCAGGUUUUCUGCAAGCUGUCAACAAAUGGCUGAGUGUCCUGCUACCCAAGAUAAAACCUCGUCUUUACCAAAAUGGAGGUAACAUCAUCAGUAUCCAGGUGGAGAAUGAAUAUGGAAGCUAUUACGCAUGUGACUAUGACUAUAUGCGUCACCUUCUGGCUGUUUUCCGCUUAUAUUUGGGCAAAGAAGUUGUGCUUUUCACAACUGAUGGCGUCAAAGAAUCUGAUCUGCAAUGUGGGACCCUGCAAGAUUUAUAUUCCACUGUGGACUUUGGAUCAGAGAUAAAUGUGACACAAGCAUUUGAACAGCAGCGUCUGGUUGAGCCAAGAGGACCACUG
Thamnophis sirtalis is the source of this 835-nucleotide messenger RNA. The record is from RefSeq and is a predicted model, not a curated record. NCBI's taxonomy places the organism in Eukaryota, Metazoa, Chordata, Lepidosauria, Squamata, Natricidae.